GAUGGAAAUACAGAGAUAUCUACAGAGUUGGUUUCUCAUUCCCUUUUCUUUUUUUUUCUCCAUGGCUUUAUUCAAUGCAAAAAAUACCAAAGCUUUUCUGGCUCCCAUAUUCCUACUUGGUUUCUUCUUCAUUUCUGGCCUCGAAUUAACAGGUGCACAAUCCGUCGGUGUAUGUAAUGGAAGAAACGGCAACAAUCUACCUUCUGAUGGAGAAGUAGUAGCUCUAUACAAAAGCAGUGGCAUUGGAAGGAUGCGCAUAUAUGAACCCUAUCCACCAACUCUCGACGCCCUCAGAGGAUCGAACAUAGAACUCAUCAUCGGCAUCCUUAACGGCAACCUUCAAGGCCUCACCGACGCUGCGGCCGCAACCAACUGGGUCCAGAACAACAUAAGAAACUACUCGCCGGAUGUCAAGUUCAAAUACAUUGCCGUUGGGAACGAAGUGCAUCCUGGUGAUCCUGAAGCCCAGUAUGUUCAACCCGCCAUGCAAAACAUCCUUAAUGCCAUUGCAGCUGCCAAUUUGCAAGACCAAAUAAAGGUGACGACAGCUAUAGACACAACUUUGUUGGGCAACUCUUAUCCUCCAUCAGCAGGCUCAUUCAGCGACAGUGCAAGUUCAUACAUAGCACCAAUUAUCAGCUUUUUGGCCAGCAAUGGAGCACCCCUUCUAGUAAACGUGUAUCCCUACUUCAGCUAUGCUGGAAACCCUUCACAGAUCUCCCUUCCAUAUGCCUUAUUUACUUCACCAGGUGUUGUGGUGCAAGAUGGUAGUCUUGGAUACCGGAAUCUCUUUGAUGCAUUGCUGGAUGCUCACUACUCUGCUCUCGAGAAAGCCGGCGCGCCUAACUUGCAGAUUGUCGUAUCGGAGAGCGGCUGGCCGUCCGCAGGCGGUGAUGCGGCUAGCGUCGAUAACGCGGGGACUUACUACAACAAUUUGAUUAGUCAUGUGAAGGGUGGGACUCCAAAGAAGCCGGGACAAGCAAUAGAAACUUACUUGUAUGCCAUGUUUGAUGAAAACCAAAAGGGUGGUGCAGCAAUGGAGCAACAUUUUGGUCUCUUCCUCCCUAACGAACAACCCAAGUACCAAAUCAGUGCUUUUGCUAAAAUUGAUGGUGCACAAUCCGUCGGUGUAUGUAAUGGAAGAAACGGCAACAAUCUACCUUCUGAUGGAGAAGUAGUAGCUCUAUACAAAAGCAGUGGCAUUGGAAGGAUGCGCAUAUAUGAACCCUAUCCACCAACUCUCGACGCCCUCAGAGGAUCGAACAUAGAACUCAUCAUCGGCAUCCUUAACGGCAACCUUCAAGGCCUCACCGACGCUGCGGCCGCAACCAACUGGGUCCAGAACAACAUAAGAAACUACUCGCCGGAUGUCAAGUUCAAAUACAUUGCCGUCGGGAACGAAGUGCAUCCUGGUGAUCCUGAAGCCCAGUAUGUUCAACCCGCCAUGCAAAACAUCCUUAAUGCCAUUGCAGCUGCCAAUUUGCAAGACCAAAUAAAGGUGACGACAGCUAUAGACACAACUUUGUUGGGCAACUCUUAUCCUCCAUCAGCAGGCUCAUUCAGCGACAGUGCAAGUUCAUACAUAGCACCAAUUAUCAGCUUUUUGGCCAGCAAUGGAGCACCCCUUCUAGUAAACGUGUAUCCCUACUUCAGCUAUGCUGGAAACCCUUCACAGAUCUCCCUUCCAUAUGCCUUAUUUACUUCACCAGGUGUUGUGGUGCAAGAUGGUAGUCUUGGAUACCGGAAUCUCUUUGAUGCAUUGCUGGAUGCUCACUACUCUGCUCUCGAGAAAGCCGGCGCGCCUAACUUGCAGAUUGUCGUAUCGGAGAGCGGCUGGCCGUCCGCAGGCGGUGAUGCGGCUAGCGUCGAUAACGCGGGGACUUACUACAACAAUUUGAUUAGUCAUGUGAAGGGUGGGACUCCAAAGAAGCCGGGACAAGCAAUAGAAACUUACUUGUAUGCCAUGUUUGAUGAAAACCAAAAGGGUGGUGCAGCAAUGGAGCAACAUUUUGGUCUCUUCCUCCCUAACGAACAACCCAAGUACCAAAUCAGUGCUUUUGCUAAAAUUGAUGGUGCACAAUCCGUCGGUGUAUGUAAUGGAAGAAACGGCAACAAUCUACCUUCUGAUGGAGAAGUAGUAGCUCUAUACAAAAGCAGUGGCAUUGGAAGGAUGCGCAUAUAUGAACCCUAUCCACCAACUCUCGACGCCCUCAGAGGAUCGAACAUAGAACUCAUCAUCGGCAUCCUUAACGGCAACCUUCAAGGCCUCACCGACGCUGCGGCCGCAACCAACUGGGUCCAGAACAACAUAAGAAACUACUCGCCGGAUGUCAAGUUCAAAUACAUUGCCGUCGGGAACGAAGUGCAUCCUGGUGAUCCUGAAGCCCAGUAUGUUCAACCCGCCAUGCAAAACAUCCUUAAUGCCAUUGCAGCUGCCAAUUUGCAAGACCAAAUAAAGGUGACGACAGCUAUAGACACAACUUUGUUGGGCAACUCUUAUCCUCCAUCAGCAGGCUCAUUCAGCGACAGUGCAAGUUCAUACAUAGCACCAAUUAUCAGCUUUUUGGCCAGCAAUGGAGCACCCCUUCUAGUAAACGUGUAUCCCUACUUCAGCUAUGCUGGAAACCCUUCACAGAUCUCCCUUCCAUAUGCCUUAUUUACUUCACCAGGUGUUGUGGUGCAAGAUGGUAGUCUUGGAUACCGGAAUCUCUUUGAUGCAUUGCUGGAUGCUCACUACUCUGCUCUCGAGAAAGCCGGCGCGCCUAACUUGCAGAUUGUCGUAUCGGAGAGCGGCUGGCCGUCCGCAGGCGGUGAUGCGGCUAGCGUCGAUAACGCGGGGACUUACUACAACAAUUUGAUUAGUCAUGUGAAGGGUGGGACUCCAAAGAAGCCGGGACAAGCAAUAGAAACUUACUUGUAUGCCAUGUUUGAUGAAAACCAAAAGGGUGGUGCAGCAAUGGAGCAACAUUUUGGUCUCUUCCUCCCUAACGAACAACCCAAGUACCAAAUCAGUGCUUUUGCUAAAAUUGAUGGUGCACAAUCCGUCGGUGUAUGUAAUGGAAGAAACGGCAACAAUCUACCUUCUGAUGGAGAAGUAGUAGCUCUAUACAAAAGCAGUGGCAUUGGAAGGAUGCGCAUAUAUGAACCCUAUCCACCAACUCUCGACGCCCUCAGAGGAUCGAACAUAGAACUCAUCAUCGGCAUCCUUAACGGCAACCUUCAAGGCCUCACCGACGCUGCGGCCGCAACCAACUGGGUCCAGAACAACAUAAGAAACUACUCGCCGGAUGUCAAGUUCAAAUACAUUGCCGUCGGGAACGAAGUGCAUCCUGGUGAUCCUGAAGCCCAGUAUGUUCAACCCGCCAUGCAAAACAUCCUUAAUGCCAUUGCAGCUGCCAAUUUGCAAGACCAAAUAAAGGUGACGACAGCUAUAGACACAACUUUGUUGGGCAACUCUUAUCCUCCAUCAGCAGGCUCAUUCAGCGACAGUGCAAGUUCAUACAUAGCACCAAUUAUCAGCUUUUUGGCCAGCAAUGGAGCACCCCUUCUAGUAAACGUGUAUCCCUACUUCAGCUAUGCUGGAAACCCUUCACAGAUCUCCCUUCCAUAUGCCUUAUUUACUUCACCAGGUGUUGUGGUGCAAGAUGGUAGUCUUGGAUACCGGAAUCUCUUUGAUGCAUUGCUGGAUGCUCACUACUCUGCUCUCGAGAAAGCCGGCGCGCCUAACUUGCAGAUUGUCGUAUCGGAGAGCGGCUGGCCGUCCGCAGGCGGUGAUGCGGCUAGCGUCGAUAACGCGGGGACUUACUACAACAAUUUGAUUAGUCAUGUGAAGGGUGGGACUCCAAAGAAGCCGGGACAAGCAAUAGAAACUUACUUGUAUGCCAUGUUUGAUGAAAACCAAAAGGGUGGUGCAGCAAUGGAGCAACAUUUUGGUCUCUUCCUCCCUAACGAACAACCCAAGUACCAAAUCAGUGCUUUUGCUAAAAUUGAUGGUGCACAAUCCGUCGGUGUAUGUAAUGGAAGAAACGGCAACAAUCUACCUUCUGAUGGAGAAGUAGUAGCUCUAUACAAAAGCAGUGGCAUUGGAAGGAUGCGCAUAUAUGAACCCUAUCCACCAACUCUCGACGCCCUCAGAGGAUCGAACAUAGAACUCAUCAUCGGCAUCCUUAACGGCAACCUUCAAGGCCUCACCGACGCUGCGGCCGCAACCAACUGGGUCCAGAACAACAUAAGAAACUACUCGCCGGAUGUCAAGUUCAAAUACAUUGCCGUCGGGAACGAAGUGCAUCCUGGUGAUCCUGAAGCCCAGUAUGUUCAACCCGCCAUGCAAAACAUCCUUAAUGCCAUUGCAGCUGCCAAUUUGCAAGACCAAAUAAAGGUGACGACAGCUAUAGACACAACUUUGUUGGGCAACUCUUAUCCUCCAUCAGCAGGCUCAUUCAGCGACAGUGCAAGUUCAUACAUAGCACCAAUUAUCAGCUUUUUGGCCAGCAAUGGAGCACCCCUUCUAGUAAACGUGUAUCCCUACUUCAGCUAUGCUGGAAACCCUUCACAGAUCUCCCUUCCAUAUGCCUUAUUUACUUCACCAGGUGUUGUGGUGCAAGAUGGUAGUCUUGGAUACCGGAAUCUCUUUGAUGCAUUGCUGGAUGCUCACUACUCUGCUCUCGAGAAAGCCGGCGCGCCUAACUUGCAGAUUGUCGUAUCGGAGAGCGGCUGGCCGUCCGCAGGCGGUGAUGCGGCUAGCGUCGAUAACGCGGGGACUUACUACAACAAUUUGAUUAGUCAUGUGAAGGGUGGGACUCCAAAGAAGCCGGGACAAGCAAUAGAAACUUACUUGUAUGCCAUGUUUGAUGAAAACCAAAAGGGUGGUGCAGCAAUGGAGCAACAUUUUGGUCUCUUCCUCCCUAACGAACAACCCAAGUACCAAAUCAGUGCUUUUGCUAAAAUUGAUGGUGCACAAUCCGUCGGUGUAUGUAAUGGAAGAAACGGCAACAAUCUACCUUCUGAUGGAGAAGUAGUAGCUCUAUACAAAAGCAGUGGCAUUGGAAGGAUGCGCAUAUAUGAACCCUAUCCACCAACUCUCGACGCCCUCAGAGGAUCGAACAUAGAACUCAUCAUCGGCAUCCUUAACGGCAACCUUCAAGGCCUCACCGACGCUGCGGCCGCAACCAACUGGGUCCAGAACAACAUAAGAAACUACUCGCCGGAUGUCAAGUUCAAAUACAUUGCCGUCGGGAACGAAGUGCAUCCUGGUGAUCCUGAAGCCCAGUAUGUUCAACCCGCCAUGCAAAACAUCCUUAAUGCCAUUGCAGCUGCCAAUUUGCAAGACCAAAUAAAGGUGACGACAGCUAUAGACACAACUUUGUUGGGCAACUCUUAUCCUCCAUCAGCAGGCUCAUUCAGCGACAGUGCAAGUUCAUACAUAGCACCAAUUAUCAGCUUUUUGGCCAGCAAUGGAGCACCCCUUCUAGUAAACGUGUAUCCCUACUUCAGCUAUGCUGGAAACCCUUCACAGAUCUCCCUUCCAUAUGCCUUAUUUACUUCACCAGGUGUUGUGGUGCAAGAUGGUAGUCUUGGAUACCGGAAUCUCUUUGAUGCAUUGCUGGAUGCUCACUACUCUGCUCUCGAGAAAGCCGGCGCGCCUAACUUGCAGAUUGUCGUAUCGGAGAGCGGCUGGCCGUCCGCAGGCGGUGAUGCGGCUAGCGUCGAUAACGCGGGGACUUACUACAACAAUUUGAUUAGUCAUGUGAAGGGUGGGACUCCAAAGAAGCCGGGACAAGCAAUAGAAACUUACUUGUAUGCCAUGUUUGAUGAAAACCAAAAGGGUGGUGCAGCAAUGGAGCAACAUUUUGGUCUCUUCCUCCCUAACGAACAACCCAAGUACCAAAUCAGUGCUUUUGCUAAAAUUGAUGGUGCACAAUCCGUCGGUGUAUGUAAUGGAAGAAACGGCAACAAUCUACCUUCUGAUGGAGAAGUAGUAGCUCUAUACAAAAGCAGUGGCAUUGGAAGGAUGCGCAUAUAUGAACCCUAUCCACCAACUCUCGACGCCCUCAGAGGAUCGAACAUAGAACUCAUCAUCGGCAUCCUUAACGGCAACCUUCAAGGCCUCACCGACGCUGCGGCCGCAACCAACUGGGUCCAGAACAACAUAAGAAACUACUCGCCGGAUGUCAAGUUCAAAUACAUUGCCGUCGGGAACGAAGUGCAUCCUGGUGAUCCUGAAGCCCAGUAUGUUCAACCCGCCAUGCAAAACAUCCUUAAUGCCAUUGCAGCUGCCAAUUUGCAAGACCAAAUAAAGGUGACGACAGCUAUAGACACAACUUUGUUGGGCAACUCUUAUCCUCCAUCAGCAGGCUCAUUCAGCGACAGUGCAAGUUCAUACAUAGCACCAAUUAUCAGCUUUUUGGCCAGCAAUGGAGCACCCCUUCUAGUAAACGUGUAUCCCUACUUCAGCUAUGCUGGAAACCCUUCACAGAUCUCCCUUCCAUAUGCCUUAUUUACUUCACCAGGUGUUGUGGUGCAAGAUGGUAGUCUUGGAUACCGGAAUCUCUUUGAUGCAUUGCUGGAUGCUCACUACUCUGCUCUCGAGAAAGCCGGCGCGCCUAACUUGCAGAUUGUCGUAUCGGAGAGCGGCUGGCCGUCCGCAGGCGGUGAUGCGGCUAGCGUCGAUAACGCGGGGACUUACUACAACAAUUUGAUUAGUCAUGUGAAGGGUGGGACUCCAAAGAAGCCGGGACAAGCAAUAGAAACUUACUUGUAUGCCAUGUUUGAUGAAAACCAAAAGGGUGGUGCAGCAAUGGAGCAACAUUUUGGUCUCUUCCUCCCUAACGAACAACCCAAGUACCAAAUCAGUGCUUUUGCUAAAAUUGAUGGUGCACAAUCCGUCGGUGUAUGUAAUGGAAGAAACGGCAACAAUCUACCUUCUGAUGGAGAAGUAGUAGCUCUAUACAAAAGCAGUGGCAUUGGAAGGAUGCGCAUAUAUGAACCCUAUCCACCAACUCUCGACGCCCUCAGAGGAUCGAACAUAGAACUCAUCAUCGGCAUCCUUAACGGCAACCUUCAAGGCCUCACCGACGCUGCGGCCGCAACCAACUGGGUCCAGAACAACAUAAGAAACUACUCGCCGGAUGUCAAGUUCAAAUACAUUGCCGUCGGGAACGAAGUGCAUCCUGGUGAUCCUGAAGCCCAGUAUGUUCAACCCGCCAUGCAAAACAUCCUUAAUGCCAUUGCAGCUGCCAAUUUGCAAGACCAAAUAAAGGUGACGACAGCUAUAGACACAACUUUGUUGGGCAACUCUUAUCCUCCAUCAGCAGGCUCAUUCAGCGACAGUGCAAGUUCAUACAUAGCACCAAUUAUCAGCUUUUUGGCCAGCAAUGGAGCACCCCUUCUAGUAAACGUGUAUCCCUACUUCAGCUAUGCUGGAAACCCUUCACAGAUCUCCCUUCCAUAUGCCUUAUUUACUUCACCAGGUGUUGUGGUGCAAGAUGGUAGUCUUGGAUACCGGAAUCUCUUUGAUGCAUUGCUGGAUGCUCACUACUCUGCUCUCGAGAAAGCCGGCGCGCCUAACUUGCAGAUUGUCGUAUCGGAGAGCGGCUGGCCGUCCGCAGGCGGUGAUGCGGCUAGCGUCGAUAACGCGGGGACUUACUACAACAAUUUGAUUAGUCAUGUGAAGGGUGGGACUCCAAAGAAGCCGGGACAAGCAAUAGAAACUUACUUGUAUGCCAUGUUUGAUGAAAACCAAAAGGGUGGUGCAGCAAUGGAGCAACAUUUUGGUCUCUUCCUCCCUAACGAACAACCCAAGUACCAAAUCAGUGCUUUUGCUAAAAUUGAUGGUGCACAAUCCGUCGGUGUAUGUAAUGGAAGAAACGGCAACAAUCUACCUUCUGAUGGAGAAGUAGUAGCUCUAUACAAAAGCAGUGGCAUUGGAAGGAUGCGCAUAUAUGAACCCUAUCCACCAACUCUCGACGCCCUCAGAGGAUCGAACAUAGAACUCAUCAUCGGCAUCCUUAACGGCAACCUUCAAGGCCUCACCGACGCUGCGGCCGCAACCAACUGGGUCCAGAACAACAUAAGAAACUACUCGCCGGAUGUCAAGUUCAAAUACAUUGCCGUCGGGAACGAAGUGCAUCCUGGUGAUCCUGAAGCCCAGUAUGUUCAACCCGCCAUGCAAAACAUCCUUAAUGCCAUUGCAGCUGCCAAUUUGCAAGACCAAAUAAAGGUGACGACAGCUAUAGACACAACUUUGUUGGGCAACUCUUAUCCUCCAUCAGCAGGCUCAUUCAGCGACAGUGCAAGUUCAUACAUAGCACCAAUUAUCAGCUUUUUGGCCAGCAAUGGAGCACCCCUUCUAGUAAACGUGUAUCCCUACUUCAGCUAUGCUGGAAACCCUUCACAGAUCUCCCUUCCAUAUGCCUUAUUUACUUCACCAGGUGUUGUGGUGCAAGAUGGUAGUCUUGGAUACCGGAAUCUCUUUGAUGCAUUGCUGGAUGCUCACUACUCUGCUCUCGAGAAAGCCGGCGCGCCUAACUUGCAGAUUGUCGUAUCGGAGAGCGGCUGGCCGUCCGCAGGCGGUGAUGCGGCUAGCGUCGAUAACGCGGGGACUUACUACAACAAUUUGAUUAGUCAUGUGAAGGGUGGGACUCCAAAGAAGCCGGGACAAGCAAUAGAAACUUACUUGUAUGCCAUGUUUGAUGAAAACCAAAAGGGUGGUGCAGCAAUGGAGCAACAUUUUGGUCUCUUCCUCCCUAACGAACAACCCAAGUACCAAAUCAGUGCUUUUGCUAAAAUUGAUGGUGCACAAUCCGUCGGUGUAUGUAAUGGAAGAAACGGCAACAAUCUACCUUCUGAUGGAGAAGUAGUAGCUCUAUACAAAAGCAGUGGCAUUGGAAGGAUGCGCAUAUAUGAACCCUAUCCACCAACUCUCGACGCCCUCAGAGGAUCGAACAUAGAACUCAUCAUCGGCAUCCUUAACGGCAACCUUCAAGGCCUCACCGACGCUGCGGCCGCAACCAACUGGGUCCAGAACAACAUAAGAAACUACUCGCCGGAUGUCAAGUUCAAAUACAUUGCCGUCGGGAACGAAGUGCAUCCUGGUGAUCCUGAAGCCCAGUAUGUUCAACCCGCCAUGCAAAACAUCCUUAAUGCCAUUGCAGCUGCCAAUUUGCAAGACCAAAUAAAGGUGACGACAGCUAUAGACACAACUUUGUUGGGCAACUAUUAUCCUCCAUCAGCAGGCUCAUUCAGCGACAGUGCAAGUUCAUACAUAACACCAAUUAUCAACUUUUUGAACAACAAUGGAGCACCCCUUCUAGUAAACGUGUAUCCCUACUUCAGCUAUACUGGAAACCCUUCACAGAUCUCCCUUCCCUAUGCCUUAUUUACUUCACCAGGUGUUGUGGUGCAAGAUGGUAGUCUUGGAUACCAAAAUCUCUUUGAUGCAUUGCUGGAUGCUCACUACUCUGCUCUCGAGAAAGCCGGCGUGCCUAACUUGAAGAUUGUCGUAUCGGAGAGCGGCUGGCCGUCCGAAGGCGGUGAUGCAGCUAGCGUCGAUAACGCAGGGACUUACUACAACAAUUUGAUUAAUCUUGUGAAGGGUGGGACUCCAAAGAAGCAGGGACAAGCAAUAGAAGCUUACUUGUUUGCCAUGUUUGAUGAAAACCAAAAGGGUGGUGCAGCAAUUGAGCAACAUUUUGGUCUCUUCCUCCCUAACAAACAACCCAAGUACCAAAUCAGUACUUUUGGUUAAUUAUAGAAGUGAUCAUAGCCAUGCAUGUUAGCUUAAAUAAGAGUGCCUUGAGCCCAUGUAUCCAUGCACUCUACAAUAUUAAUAACUCUUCUAAUAAACAUGUUUAUGAAUUCAUGUGACAUAAAUGAAGAUUUUCCUUUUCCCCA
This is a messenger RNA of Alnus glutinosa, 9891 nucleotides long. RefSeq lists its product as uncharacterized. The record is from RefSeq and is a predicted model, not a curated record. Gene Ontology annotation, molecular function: hydrolase activity, hydrolyzing O-glycosyl compounds. Gene Ontology annotation, biological process: carbohydrate metabolic process. NCBI's taxonomy places the organism in Eukaryota, Viridiplantae, Streptophyta, Magnoliopsida, Fagales, Betulaceae. The transcript has 21 exons. Gene Ontology annotation, cellular component: plasma membrane. The coding region runs from base 2 to 9745 and encodes 3247 amino acids.